Penicillium subrubescens is the source of this 978-nucleotide messenger RNA. RefSeq names its product putative pectin methylesterase (gene pmeA). Bases 1 to 978 code for a protein of 325 amino acids. Gene Ontology annotation, biological process: cell wall modification. Gene Ontology annotation, molecular function: pectinesterase activity. NCBI's taxonomy places the organism in Eukaryota, Fungi, Ascomycota, Eurotiomycetes, Eurotiales, Aspergillaceae. The transcript is spliced from 3 exons. The record is from RefSeq and is a predicted model, not a curated record.
AUGCAUUUGACAACUCUCCUCUCAGCCCUAUCCCUCGCUACUGGCAUCAUUGCUGCACCGAGUGACCUAACUCGUCGUACUGCUAGAACCAGCGCUCCUUCGGGGUGUCUCACCGUUGGCUCGGGCGGGACAUACUCGACUAUCGGUGCCGCACUGACUGCCCUGGGCUCAUCUACCUCCGCAGCUUGUAUCUAUGUUGCCAGUGGCACGUACACGGAGCAGCUCACGAUCAAGUAUGCGGGAACUUUGACUCUGUACGGUGAGACCUCGAACACGGGCACGUACAAGUACAACACUGUGACUAUCACGCACACGAUCUCUUCACCAGACGCCGGUAGUCUGGACAAGAGCGCUACUGUCAAUGUUGUCUCGGCUGGGUUUAAGAUGUAUAACAUCAAUGUGGUUAAUGGAUAUGGAAAGGGUGCUCAGGCUGUUGCGCUCGUCGGCAACGCCAAUAAGCUCGGUUUCUACGGCUGCCAGUUCACCGGGUACCAAGACACUCUGUACGCAAAAUCCGGAACUCAAUACUACUCCAAUUGCUUGAUUGAAGGAGCCGUGGACUACAUCUUCGGCGACGCCUCCGCAUGGUUCGGCGAAUGCGACAUUGUCUCCAACGGCGGCGGCGCCAUAACCGCAAUGUCCCGGGAGACAUCCACCGACACAGCAUGGUAUGCAAUCGACCACUGCAACAUCAAAGCCGCAUCAGGCCUCGAUCUAGAUGGCGCUGUGUACCUAGGUCGACCGUGGCGUGUCCUUGCGCGCGUGAUUUACCAGAACUCGGUUUUAGGAAGUUUGAUUAAUGCGAAGGGGUGGACGACAAUGGCUGCUAAUGCGACGCCAUUGUAUUAUGAGUAUAAUAACUCGGGGGAUGGGUCGAGUACUUCUAGCCGGGAGUAUGAGACGACUAUUUCGGCGGGGGUGACUAAGAAGACUGUUUUGGGAAGUGAUUAUGGUGAUUGGAUUGAUUCGAGUUAUUAG